AUGGUCGGAGUCCGCUUUACUCCGGGGAACAAAAACCCGUUCUCGGUUGAGCUUCAUCACGGAGGGGUGCGCUACUAUCUCGGCUCGUUUUCGCGUACUACGCCCGCGCGCUACCUGUCCGCGGUGGCACAGACCGUGUGGCACGACCGCGUUCAGAGUCGUGAGUUGUCCGCGUUAUGUGCUGCAGUUGGGCUAGAGGUCGCGGACGAUGAUGCGAAAGUGAAGGGGAAAGAACAGAAGACGUUAUUCGCCGCCGCGGUCGCGUUCGCGUUUGCUACUGUGUGGAGUCUGACCGCGGAAUAUGCGCGCUGCAACACGGCAAGUGGUGCGAGAUCGGCCUGGAAAAGAGUCACCGCGGAGGUUCGUGCUGCCGCGGUCAAAAGUGGCUCAGCCGCUGCAAAGCUGUGUCGCGCCAGUGCGGAUCAACUGGAGGGUUUGGAGGUGUGCUGGAGAGACGUGUGCUUGGACAUCCGGAAACACCAAGGUGAUCAGCUGGAGGCCGCGGCGAGCAUCCAGAAGAGGGUGCUGAAGUUGUAUGGGGAAGAGCUCGACAUGACCGACAAGGUUGUCGUGCAUCAGCUGAUCCAGGUGGUGGUCGACUGGAACUACGGUUCGUCCGUGUUCCCGGCAACGAAAGGUGUGGGCCUUUACAUGGAAUACCCGAAAAAGAAGGGGACGCGUGGGAAGGGCAAGAAUGGGGGCGCGGGAGAGAAGGAUGGGAAGAGCGAUAUGGAUGAGAGGAAGGGCGAGGAGGCGGAGCACAGUGAUGGAGAAGACGUGGAUGACGAUACGUUGAUGGUGGAAGGAUCGGAGGGCGGCGAGGAGUUUGCAUGA
This is a messenger RNA of Closterium sp. Naga37s-1, 834 nucleotides long. The record is from the annotation of a GenBank genome assembly. NCBI's taxonomy places the organism in Eukaryota, Viridiplantae, Streptophyta, Zygnematophyceae, Desmidiales, Closteriaceae.